AUGGGUUUUUUUAUUUACCUUCUACUGAACAACUUUUUACAGGUGGGCUUACCUAGUGUGGGAAAGACCACUUGGGUUCGUCGUUAUAUCCGUGAACAUCCCAAAGAGCACUGGACGCUUAUUAGUGCUGAUACCAUAUUAGCUUCCAUGAAGGUGAACGGUGUGUCGAGAAAUAGCAGUCACAUAGGACGAUGGGAUAUGGUUCUCGGUUUGGUUGGGAAAGCUAGGAAUAGGUUGCUUUCCUUGGCGGCUCGCCGCAGGCGGAACUACAUCCUCGAUUUCACGAACUGCGAUCCAGACACCCGCAAAAAACGCCUAGCACUCUUCGAAGGUUUCUUCCGACAAGUGAGUAGUUGA
This is a messenger RNA of Cooperia oncophora, 357 nucleotides long. The record is from the annotation of a GenBank genome assembly. NCBI's taxonomy places the organism in Eukaryota, Metazoa, Nematoda, Chromadorea, Rhabditida, Trichostrongylidae.